Messenger RNA from Misgurnus anguillicaudatus (oriental weatherfish), 3832 nucleotides. NCBI's taxonomy places the organism in Eukaryota, Metazoa, Chordata, Actinopteri, Cypriniformes, Cobitidae. The record is from RefSeq and is a predicted model, not a curated record.
AUUGGAAAAAUAAGUGCCCUGUUUUGGCUGCUAAGGGGAAGCUGGGAAAAAAGAAAUCACAUAUUAGUCCCGUGUUAGUGACUGACAUUUCUGAAACUACCCAUGACCUUGAUCCUAGUACUUCCAUAGAGGUGGGGGAGGAAGUAUGUGACUCCAAAUUGUUAGCCAUGGAAAACUUUGUACCGUUUAUUACAGACGGUUGUGUGUCAUUGCCAAACUCUGAGAUUAAAAUACCAGUUAAAAUUUUGAGAGAUACAGGUUCAUCAGAAUCUUUUAUUACUGAAUCUGUUUUGCCCUUUUCCCAGGUAUCAGGUGAAGGGAGGAGUGUUCUUAUUAGGGGAAUUGGAUUAAACACUCUUUCUGUUCCUCUAUAUAGAGUACACUUGACCUCCGACCUGAUUUCUGGAGAGGUAUCUUUGGGAGUUCGUCCAUCUUUGCCAGUGGAUGGGGUUGCUGUCAUCCUGGGUAACAAUUUGGCUGGAGGUAGAGUCUGGCGAGAGGUGAUUCCUCCUCCUGAGGUAGUAUCUAUUCCAGUUACUGAGAACUCCGAUGUUCUGAAUCAAAAUUUUCCUGAAGUAUUUAAGGCUUGUGUUGUGACUCGUGCAAGGAGUCGUGAGAUGGCAUUGGAGAAACAAGAAGUGUCAAAAUAUGUGGUGCCUGGUUUAUCUACCCUUUCACCAAUUUCUCAUAGGGAGUUGGUAGAUGCGCAGCAGGAGGACCUGGAGUUGCAGAAGUUGUUUGAUGCUGUUAUUUCGCCUCAGGAGGUAAGAAGUGCUGUGAGUGGAUGUUUUAUCCAAGAUGAGGUGCUUGUAAGGAAGUACGUUCCCUGUAAAGAGACUUUAAUGGAGGAGUGUAUCAUUCAAGUGGUGGUGCCAAAAAAAUUUAGAGAUGUAGUGUUACAACAAGCUCAUGGUGAAGUGGCUGGACACUUAGGAGUAAGGAAGACCUAUGAUCGAAUUUUACGACAGUUUUAUUGGCCCCGUUUGAAAAAGGAUAUAUCGUCUUUCAUUAGAACAUGUCACACGUGCCAGUUGACUGGGAAGCCUAAUCAGUUGUUGAGACCAGUGCCUUUGAGUCCUAUUGUUGUUACAAGUAAACCAUUUGAGCACUUAAUAAUUGAUUGCGUGGGACCAUUGCCUCCAUCAAAAUCAGGGAAUGCAUAUUUGUUGACCGUUAUGUGUCAGGCAACUCGCUAUCCAGCAGCUUAUGCUCUCCGGAGUAUUACCACCAAAGCGGUUGUCAAGGCCCUAACUCAGUUUAUAUCUAUCUUUGGGAUACCGAAGAUUAUUCAAAGUGAUAACGGUACAAAUUUUACAUCUCGUAUGUUUGCUGAGGUUUUGAGGGUGCUUAAAGUGAAACACAAUCAGUCAAGUGUAUAUCAUCCUCAAAGCCAGGGUGUGAUAGAAAGAUUCCAUCAGACUUUAAAGUCACUUUUGCGUGCUUACUGUGUGGAGUUAAGCCGUGACUGGGAGGAGGGUCUACCCUGGCUGUUACUGGCUGCCAGGGAAGUACAGCAAGAGAGCUUAGGAUUUAGCCCAAAUGACUUGGUUUUCGGUCAUCGUGUACGUGGACCUCUUUCUGUUUUGCGUGAGGGACUAGGUGAGGAGGAUCCUCCGCGAAAUUUGGUAGAGUAUGUCAAUGGUUUUCGUAGGCGUUUGUUUUUGGCUGGAUUGAGUGCACAGAAGAAUCUUGCUGUUGCGCAAGAGAAGAUGAAGAAUCAUUUUGAUAAGCAUGCUGAAGGUCGUGUCUUUACACCAGGUGAUCAGGUGUUAAUUUUGUUGCCAACUUCUGGGUCUCCUUUUUGUGCUAAGUUUACUGGACCAUAUACUGUUCUUCAGAAACUGUCUGACGAAAAUUAUCAAGUUGCAACUCCCGGUAGGCGCAAAUCUAAGCAGUGUUUCCAUGUAAAUUUGCUUAAGGCUUAUCGUUUUCGAAAUUCUGAGGUUCAGCCAACUAAAUCAGUUGCUCCUGUUGUCACUGCUUCUGUUGAGUCUUAUCAACCUUUUGUUGAGAGAGAAGAUAUGGUUAAGGAAGAUACAGUUGUUCCUGAAGAUUGUGUGUUGCUACCUCGAUUAAAAAAUUCAGAGACUCUUCAGAAUUUAGAUGUGUUGUUUUCACAUUUGACAGAGGGCCAAAACAAAGACCUAACCCAGAUGUUAUUGGAGUUUUCUGGCUUGUUUUCAGAUAUACCCACUCGAACUCAUCUGAUACAGCAUGAUGUUGAUGUGGGAGAGGCGCAACCUAUUCAUCAACGUUUUUAUAGGGUUCCAGUGAGUAAGAAAGAAGCAUUGGAAUCUGAAGUUCAAUAUAUGCUUGAGAACGGAAUAGCUGUUCCGUCGUGCUCAAGUUGGGCUUCACCUUGCUUGUUGGUGAGGAAAGCAGAUUCAACUUAUAGAUUUUGCACUGACUAUCGCAAGCUAAAUGCCAUCACAAAGCCUGAUGUUUUUCCGCUUCCACGAAUGGAAGAUUGUGUAGAUCAGGUGGGUACAGCUAAUUUUGUAAGCAAGUUAGAUCUUCUUAAGGGUUACUGGCAAGUGCCGUUGACUCCUAGAGCUAGAGAAGUAACCUCCUUUAUUACAUCGUCUGGAUUAUACUCGUACUCUGUGAUGAGUUUUGGGUUGAGAAAUGCCCCUGCCACCUUCCAAAGAUUGAUGAAUCGAGUGAUAUAUGGGCUGGAAGGGUGUGCAGUGUAUUUAGACGAUGUUAUUGUUUUCAGUGAGACCUGGGAGCAACAUUUGGUUCAUUUGCGAGCUCUUUUGACUCGGUUGACUGAGGCAUGUCUUACAGUUAACUUGGCAAAGUGUGAAUUUGCCAAGGCUACUGUAAGAUAUUUGGGGAAAGAGGUUGGACAAGGUAAAGUGCGACCAGUUCAGGCCAAAGUUCUUGCCAUUCAGCAGUUUCCUUCUCCGUCUACCAAGAAAGAACUCAUGCGGUUCUUGGGGAUGGUUGGUUAUUACCGGGGGUUCUGUCCAAAUUUUUCAACUGUGGUUUCUCCCCUGACUGAUUUACUUAAGAAUUCAGUGAAAUUUGAUUGGAGUGAGAAUUGUCAGAGAGCUUUUGAGAAUGUUAAGUUAUUAUUAACCACUGCUCCUGUUUUAGCUGCUCCAAGGCUGGAUAUGCCAUUUAAGUUACAGGUGGAUGCCAGCCAGGUUGGUGCUGGAGCUGUCUUGUUACAGACAGGGGAGAAUGGUUUGGACUAUCCUGUGAGCUUCUUUUCUCGAUCCGGAUUGCUGUUGGCAAGGUGGGGCCGUGUAAGAGAAUGGAAGGAAUUGUAGAAAAAUCAUGGUUGUACUGUGAUCAGAGGUGGUAUAACAAUGAUUGUUGAAUUAUGAUUUCUAAGUUUGUGGUGUGGUGUUUUGUUUUUUUGAUCCGAUUUGUAUCAGAUCUUUUUUAAAGGGGUGUGUGUGACGACUUCAGUGAUUAACUCGUUAUCUCUGAGUUGCAGGGGUGUGGCUGAAGUGAGUGGUUGUACACCUGAAUGUAAUCAUGUGGCCUUAUAAAAGACUGAGACAGAGAUGAGAGCGAGGCGGGCUGAGUUGGUGCAGAUCUUGGGCUGGUUUCGUUUGUGCUGUAGCCUACAUUGGAGUCCUGUUGGCUUGGAGAACUCAUGAGAUAUGUGAGAUAUGUGAGAUAUGGGAGAUCACCGCCACCCUUUGAUCCAUCUUCUAUGGGAUGGUUGGAUUGUUGACUGUCAUAAGUGAUAUACAUUUGCACACAACUACUGACACACUGAUUGUCAUUUAUACUAAUUCUUAAUGUUAUGUCCUACAUGUUAUAUUCUACUAAUAAAUUCUCUCAUUAAUUGGAAGUGGUGUGUGGUGACUCCCUUAUG